Molecule: messenger RNA, 4202 nt
Organism: Mya arenaria
Lineage: Eukaryota; Metazoa; Mollusca; Bivalvia; Myida; Myidae
Exons: 25
Coding region: 88-3933 (1281 amino acids)
Biological process (GO): proteolysis
Cellular component (GO): membrane
Molecular function (GO): protein binding; serine-type endopeptidase activity
Source: RefSeq, a predicted model, not a curated record
UUCUUAGUUCUGUGUCAACAUGGGCCUGUAUCUCUGAACAUUGUUUUCAAUGUCAUUGGAUUUCAUUUUGAAAAAUACAACAAGAAAAUGAAAAGUCUUAUUUAUUGUAUUUUGAUACUUGUUAUUUUUUCAACCACAUUGGCAAAGAAGGGCAGAAGUAAUCGUCAUGGAGGUUACCAUGGUAGAACGGCAGUUGUCUACCUUGUCCCACCCGAUGGGCGGAGGAUACGACUUGGUGGGGAACAGAAUCGCUCUCUGUAUGCAGGGAAUGUGGAGGUGUUUCAGCGUAACCAGUGGGGCGGCGUUUGUGAUGAUGAAUGGAACAUGUUAACCGGCAGCAUCGCCUGUAGGCAGCUUGGAUUUACCAGUGGCGUAGAGAGGGUAACAACCCAAUCCGUAUUUGGCAAGGGGAGCAUUUCCUCUUUUAACAUCCUGCUGGACGACGUACAGUGCCAGGGUGCAGAAACAAGCCUGCUGGGGUGUGACUACAAGUACCCCAGUAACUGCCACAAUGGGGAACUGGCAGGCGUUGUGUGCAAACCUAACACAGGUUGCCCAGACGACUGGAUAGCAGGCCCUUCUAGCUGUUACUUUGUGUCUUCAAUCACUACCACCCAGCGAAAGUAUGCCGUCAACAAGUGUGCAGCAAUAGGGGGCAGGCUGGUUACCAUAGAAACAGAAGCAGAAAAUCACUUUUUGUCCACCGUUUUUGGAAGCGCAGCUGAUGAACCAAUCCUAACUGGGGGUGUGAAGGAUGGCUCCAGCUGGAUGUGGGAGACAGUGGAGCGGUUCCAGUCCCCCGCGUCCUUUCGCCAACGUCGAGCUCCCAAGUUGCGAAGUGGUGGUCGCAGAACCGGUGGUCACUCUUCCACCAUAGAGAGGACUGUUCAAGUGUCUAUUGAUUAUUUCAAGUGGUUUCCAGGAUGGUUGCCAGGAAACAUAAAUGCUGAACCAAGUGACAAGAGAAAUGAAAAAUGCCUGUACCUUCAGUCAUCCUUCGCCCAUCCUGACAAGUCUGUAGGCCCCCAGUGGGUAGGGUACAUGUUCUGGAUGGACGAGGUAUGCAAACGGACCAAUAGACGCCUCAAGAGCGGCUUCCGCUACAUGUGUGAGAGACCCAGGGAAGUGAACGAGACAAAGCAGUCUCCGCAAGAGAAGGAUGUCACUCAAGAAUGUUACACUGGUAAUGGGGAUUCCUACAGAGGAACGAUGGCUCAUACUGAGAAAGGCACCCCCUGUAUCUACUGGGCUCUCUCUAACAAACACACACCAGAAAAGUUCCCGGACAAGGGUUUGGCUGGUCACAACCACUGUCGUAAUCCGGACUCUGACUCCCGCCCCUGGUGUUACGUGGACCAUGAAGGACAUUUUGGCUUCUGUCCUGUCCCAGAAUGCUCUGACGCCCAUUCUGUCACUACGACAACCACUCCCUCUCCCACAGUUGCUCCCGAAUGUCCAGAUAACAAAUUCUACUGCUCUGCUGGAAAUAAGUGUAUUGCCUCUCAGUGGCAUUGUGACCAUGAGACAGACUGUGAGGGAAACGAGGACGAACGAAACUGUGACUAUACCAUAGAUCAGUUUACAAUGAAGCAGCACAGACAACUGGUGGAGUCGUUUGUCCAGGAAACAUUCAUGGGAAUCUCAAAUGAAACUUGUGCCAAGAUCUGCGUGGUGCGGGAGAGCUAUGUGUGUCGCGCAUUUUCGUACGAUGUAGAGGAGAGGAAGUGUGACCUCUCAGAAUUAGUUGAGCUGCCAGGACUCAGAAUCUACUCAUGGAAUUAUGCCUCCUCCGUGUUUGAACUCCCAUCACAGAUCGGUGACUGUGCGGGUCAGUUCAAUUGCACAAACGGCAGAUGUGUGGACUAUAGACUGGUGUGUAAUAUGGAGGAUAACUGUGGAGACUUCUCAGAUGAACAAAACUGUGGAGCUGGGGAGGAUGUGGAGGUACGUCUGGUUGGCGGGGACAACGAGCAGUCUGGCUGGGUGGAGGUUCGAUACCUGGGCAAGUGGGGGGUCAUAUGUGAUGACAGUUGGGACAAAAAUGACGCCGCUGUUGUGUGCAGCAUGCUUGGUUAUAACAGUUUAUAUGCUGAGGCAAUUGGUCACUCAAAGUUUGGGGAAGGGAAUGGUCAGUUUUUCCUGGACGAGGUUAACUGUUCUGGGAGCGAGGCAUCCAUUGCAGAUUGCGGACACCGGGGCUGGAAGGUGCAUGACUGCCGCUCGUUUGAGGUGGCAGGAGUUCAUUGUCAUGACCAGAAAACCUGCCGUUCUGACCAGUACACGUGCAGCAUUGGAAGGUGUAUAUCGGCCAGCGGCGUGUGUGACGGAACAUGUGAUUGUUACCCAGAAUGUGGAGAUGAACAGGGUGAUGGUACACAUGACUGUGAAUCUGUUUCGCUGAAGUUGAAGAAUGGCACUGAAAGCUCAGGCCGAGUGGAGAUAACUCGUAAUGGGGUGACUGGUACAGUGUGUGAUGAUUCCUGGGAUAACAAUGAUGCUAUCGUCCUCUGUAAAAUGCUUGGAUUCAGGUUUGGUGAGGCACGGGCGGGUGGCUCGUACGGUUUGGGUACAGGGCCUAUCUGGCUGGACGAGGUUGAGUGUACUGGGGAGGAAAUGUCUCUUAUGGACUGUCCAUCCUCAAACUGGGGCGUGUCAAACUGUGACCAUGCGGAGGAUGCAGGGGCAUUCUGCAGCAAUGACCUGCCUCAACUACCAACAUUGCCUCCAGAUGAGAUUGGCCCUGUUGGCCCUGUUGUUGUUCAGUUGGUGGAUGGUCCGGAUGCCAGCGCGGGUCGGGUGGAGCUUAUUGUGGAAGGCAGGCAGGGAACCAUCUGUGAUGAUGAGUGGGACAACAAUGAUGCCACCGUCAUAUGCAGAAUGAUGGGAUACAGCUCUGGAGAAGCAAAAGUGGAGGGAAGGUAUGGUCCUGGCAGUGACAGGCUGGAGAUCUUAUUUGAUGACGUUGACUGUGAUGGGACGGAGAGCUCCAUCGUCAAAUGUGGCCAUCCGGGGCUUGGUAUCAACAACUGCGCCCAUGGGGAGGAUGCCGGGGUUGUGUGUUAUACGGAGGAAGAGUAUGGGGACCAGACAGAGGAACAGGAGGAGUCUGACUUCAUCUGUGGAAGGAGACCUAGAGAGUUUAGAUCAAGAAAGAAGAGGGAAAAACCAAUGGAAGAGAAGCAACUGGCCCCGCCUCCGAAGUUUGAGCGCAUUAUAGGAGGGUUUACAGCAUCAAAGGGCUUUUACCCAUGGCAGGUUGGGGUGCGACGGAUCAUAGAGCCCGAUUAUCACAGUCACUGGUGUGGGGGAACCAUUCUCAACAAACACUGGAUACUAAGUGCUGCACAUUGUUUUCAGGAUUUGUCAAAAAGUGCCAUACUGGUGCGGACUGGUGACCAUGACAACAAGGUUUUAGAUGAUCAUGAACAGGAGUUUGAAUUAGAAGAAAUGAUCAGCCACCCAAGAUACGAUGAUAACACUUUUGACUAUGACCUUGCCCUGCUCAAAGUGAAGCGCAAGGACGGGGCAGGGAUCAAGUUCAAUGAAGAGGUUCAGCCGGCAUGUCUGCCACAGGAGGACACACCAUACGUUGUAGGAGAGAAGUGCCACAUCUCAGGCUGGGGGAAAGAUGAGUAUGCUUACCCGAACAUGCUGAAGUCAGCCAGAGUGCCAAUCAUUGAUGAUGCAACAUGCAUUCGCUUGUACAAAACCAUCUCACCGAACAUGGUGUGUGCUGGCUACCUGGCUGGUGGGAUAGACUCCUGCUCCGGGGACUCUGGUGGGCCUCUUGUCUGCGAGGUAGACGGCGUCUACACUGUGAUGGGGGCAACCUCGUUUGGGGCUGGAUGUGCAGAGGCCAAUGCUCCAGGUGUGUAUGCUCGUGUGACAGCAUUCUUGCCUUGGAUCAUGGACACCAUUCAACAAUUCUCAUAGAAUUUUGACACUCGCAUUAUUUUAGUAUGUCAAGACUAUAUGGUUUCUCUGUUGAUCAUGGAAAUAUUAGGAUGCACAUUGCUAAGUGUACACUGAUCUUAUCUUUGGAAAGAAAAUAAUUAAGGAACUCUUUUCAGCUAAGUGUGAAGGUUAUUACUGUUUCCACAUGACUACCUUUUUUUGUGCGUUAAUGUUCUUUGGAUUAUGUAAAUAUGAAAGAUUUAUUUUGAAUAAACGAUAAAUAAACACAGAAAUAGUUCAUGCCUUUU